UGUCUCAGCAGAUGCUCCUUUGUGUGUUGUUGACUGGGGAUGGUUAGCUGCCUGUCCGACUCAGCGGCUAUACGAGGGCCUGAGCUGGAGGAUUGUGCUAGAUAUUGGCGCCGAAGCACUUCUUGCCAUGAUUCGAUUCUUCGUUAUAAAGGUGAGGUAGAUUCUGCUUUCAGUAUUGUCUAUCAACUCCCACAAUCAUACUUUCUUCACAACCCCCCUGCAAUCAACAAUCAUUCAGGUCUUCUCUCGAUUCUUUAAGCCUUCGUUCCUCCAAUCCGAAGCUCGAAACCUUUGUAUGUCGCAACAUGGCUGGCCGUGUCCCAUACUUCCAGAACCAUAUGGUCUUCCUCAACACACUCCAGUUGAUCAAGCCACACAGCCUAGAGGAAACCGUUCAGACCUUCUGGCAGGUGAUAGUAGGAGAUUGGUUUCGCUAUGAUCAAGGCUACAAACUUGGCAUUAAGGGCCCCACGCUUGCCAAUCGAAACAUGCCCGAUGUUACCGUCAUCGAGGUAAUGGCACUGCAGGCAAACCCACGAAGCACCCCUGAUUGGGCAGAACGCCAGAUCUUGAUGGUUGAAUGCAAACGCCCAUCCUACGACACUCCCAACGGCUGGAGUGACACCAUCGAGGGCCAAUUUUUUGAUGAUCUUCAACAGAAUCUCAACCAUUCCGAAAAAUUAUUCGGGGCAGUGGCUAUUGGCACGAAAGUGAAAUUUUUCCGGUUCGACGGAAAAGCGCCAGUCCACCGAAGGCUUACUCCGCUUCACCGCGAUGUCUUGGAUUUGAAAAUCCCAAGCCAGCUCGUCCAAGUCGAGGAUCUGUUGAACUACAUCAGAGCGAAUGGAUGGCAGUGGGCUAGCACCCGUUGAAUUGUGUCUGGAAAGAACCUUUCCUUGUAUCAUGGCAUGCUAUGUCCCGGCUUUUCUGGCUUUUGAUUUCUACGUCUCUUCUAUGUCUACAAACGUUCGCUGUUUUUAUCGUAUUAGUCGCAUAUAUUGUAAAGUCGAAAGCUGCUAUAUUACUUCAUCAGCGUAUGAGCAAUGAUGAGUAGGCUAUUCUAUCCCAUAUCAGUGUUCGGUCUCGCCGAUGACACCCCUGAG
This is a messenger RNA of Aspergillus eucalypticola CBS 122712, 1103 nucleotides long. RefSeq lists its product as uncharacterized. The record is from RefSeq and is a predicted model, not a curated record. NCBI's taxonomy places the organism in Eukaryota, Fungi, Ascomycota, Eurotiomycetes, Eurotiales, Aspergillaceae. The transcript has a single exon. The coding region runs from base 306 to 872 and encodes 188 amino acids.